This is a messenger RNA of Caenorhabditis angaria, 1435 nucleotides long. Lineage: Eukaryota; Metazoa; Nematoda; Chromadorea; Rhabditida; Rhabditidae. The record is from the annotation of a GenBank genome assembly.
AUGAGUUUGGAAGGCGGAAUAGAAGAUCUACAAAUUGAAAAAAUUGAGGAAAAUGAUAAUGUAAGUUCGGUAUUUGUUAGUCAUGUGGUUUUCAUUUUUUGCUGAAAUUCAUAUUCCAGUUAUGCUUCAAUUCCCAUGUUGGUUGCACAUCUUGUGGACGGCCUUCUCCACCACGACGAUUGUUUUCAAGUAAGUGUUAUGUUACAACUAUAAUUUAUCAUAUGUGAUUCAAUUGCAGGUCCUCCGAGACAAAGUGCCUCGGAAAAAGUGUCGGAUGGAAGUGGAGCUGAUAUUUGUAGAUAUGAUUUUUUGGCCAGUUAUAAUCCACCGAGAAGAAAUGAGGAAAAAACAGAAGGAAUUAUCAAAUUGAAUAUUGCUAAUCUUUCAACUUUGAAAUCAAAAACUAGCACUUCUUUUCAUAUGAUCGCGAAUUUACCAUGGUAUGUUCAUAGUUUUUUUUAAUUAUUAGUUUUCAAUUUUCAGGAGACUUGCUGCUAAAACUGAAAAGACAAAAAGAACAUCAGAUGUGAAAUUCUUUUCAGUUUAUAUCGAUUGCAAUCCAGAAAGCGAAAGCACUUUAUGGUCCUGUGAUGCAAUUGUUGAAUUUCGUCUUUUAUCUCACAAAGUUGAUGAAGGACAAGUUCAUUUUUGCCGUCAAUUCACAAAUAAAUUCAAUUUCAAUUCAAAUAAUUGGGGUUUUCCAAGUUUCAUGGAAUGGAGUGAUAUAACAUCAAAUGAAAAAGGAUAUGUAAAAAAUGAUAAAGUAACUGUCGAAGCAAGAAUAACUGUGCAAAAAGUAAUUGGAGUUCGAAAUUCGCCAACUUUCGAUUUUCUCGCUUUUCAACCAAAUGUUGCUGAUAUUAUGCUAGUUAUUGAUGGAAGAAAAUUGCAUGUCAGCAAAAUGUAUUUAGCUUUAUAUUCGCCUGUAUUUUAUGCAAUGUUUUUCUCAAAUUUCAAAGAACGAGAAAAGAAAGAAAUCGUAGUUGAAGAUGUUGUAUUCGAAGAAUUUAUUGAAUUAUUGAAUGUUGUUUAUCCAAGUCAUAAAUCAGUCAAUGGAGAAAAUGUUGAAUUUUUAUUAGAACUUGGAGACAAAUUUGAAAUUCAAUAUGUAAUCGAUGAAUGCGAGAAGUUUUUGAUAACAUCAGAAGAAAUUGCAACUAUUACGAAAUUAGUAUGGGCUGAUCAAUAUUAUUUAGCAAAGCUGCAGGUUUGUUUUUUUGGUUAUUGAGGUUUGAUAUUUGAUUACCCAAAUAAUCACAAAUCAUUAGAUUACUGUAGUCAUUCUAACAUCACCUUUUGAUUUUAGGACAGCUGCCUUCGAACAUUCAAAUCUGUUGCCGAAGUAAAAGCAUUGAAACUAACCGAAGAAUAUAAAAAUUUGAGCGAUGCGACAAAAGCGGCUCUUCUCGAAAAAAUGUUCAAAAUUGUAGCAUAA